This is a messenger RNA of Dicrocoelium dendriticum, 1008 nucleotides long. NCBI's taxonomy places the organism in Eukaryota, Metazoa, Platyhelminthes, Trematoda, Plagiorchiida, Dicrocoeliidae. The record is from the annotation of a GenBank genome assembly.
AUAAAUCAAGUUAUUUAUUUAUCAAUGUUAUUGUUUUCCAACAUAAUCACCCUGAAAGCCAAUCCAUUUGCACCAGUGGCGCUGAACUGCGUUUGUCCCAGUGUUGUGAUCAUAAGAACAAUGGCAUGCAGGACCUCAUUGUUACGUGGGAAAUGCAGACCGGUCCAACUUUUCUCAAACGUGUGAAUGAGAUGGAAAUCCGAGAGGCCCAUGUCUGGUGAAGUGGGUGAUCGAGGAGCAGUUCGGAACCCACAGUCACGGAGUGUUACCAUGAUCACCGCUUGGUUCUGUAUUAUAGGAAUGAGUCAUUUGUCUGAACUUGACGCCAACUUAGACUGCGAUUGUAUCUUAGACACUGCAGCUGAGUUAGAUGCUGUUAUCGACGCUGUUACUCAAUUACCAUCUGCUGGCGAUGCAUCUUUCACUAAGCUGUUGCUUGAUCGGUUGAAAAAUCGGAAGCACUCUUCAGCCAAAUCUUCUCUACUUCUUACGGAUCUCUUGCAAUCAAUCUUCCGUAAAAGUUGUGAGCAGUACGAAUCAAUGCUGGGCGCUCAGCAAACAUCUGAAGAACCUACCGACAGUAAUCCAAACGGUUGCUUGAGUGCCAAUCAGCUGGAUCGACUUCAACAGCUGCAUGUCGAACUCCAAGUUGCAUCACGUCGUUUUGCUGAACUAGAUAUACAUUCUGACGAAAGCUUGAGAGCGAUACCUUCAGAGCAUGUUCGCGAAUUUCGAUUACUCGAUCCUGACGCUUUUCUUGUUGCCUCCCGUAACCUGGAAAGAUUAUCCAAGGCCUACAGGCGGCUGCAAUCCGGAUUGGAUAAGGUUUCCAAGUUGACCUCUUCCGUCCCCACCUUGUCGGACCAUCCGGAGUUUGAGAUUGCCGAUCAAAUUCUUGCUGCUCCUCUUGAUGAAUUGUGAGGAUGAAGGCCUUUACACUAUUUUUCAUUCAUGUAUUUAUAAGCGUUUAUUUUUGAUAAUGUGAAUAAAACUGUGUAGAAAACUUCA